CAACUUUCUCCUACUACUGGAACAUUCCUUUUUCCUUCAUGCAAUCUUGAGAGCUUAUUAAAGUUCAACAUUAAAUCCAAGGCUCAGAGUGAACUCGAUUUGGUGUCAAAUAAGUUGACAACAGGAAAUAAGGCCCCUGAAAAUUUUAAAAAUCCCUCGCAUUUGCUUGAUGCUGCUAAACGGGACUGUUCUGGAGAUGCAGCUGCUGAAACUGAAAUGUCGCGAGAUAAAUUCUUGGAUGCUGAUUGUCCUAGUUCACAGUCGAACAUUACUAAUACAGAAAGCGAUUAUAAUGAAAGUGGCCCCAAUCGAAAUCUUGAAAAGGAUCCAAAAGCAGCAUACUUUUCUAAGGAAGUUUCCAGGAAUUCCGAGGAUGGAUACAACUGGAGGAAAUAUGGACAGAAACAUGUGAAAGGAAGUGAAUUUCCUAGAAGCUAUUUCAAAUGUACUAAUACAAAUUGUCCAGUGAAGAAAAAGGUUGAGCGCUCACAUGAUGGCCAAAUUACGGAAAUUGUGUACAAGGGUUCUCAUAAUCACCCAAAACCUCAACCCUUUAGGCGAUGUGACUUACAAGAAACUAGUGAAGGCAAUGGAUCAUAUUUGCGAGCUGAAGGUAGAACAGCUUGGAGAAACAUUGUGCCAGGGUUUAGGGAUAUGCGGUAUGGUUUGAACAGGACGUCUUCCACAUCAUUUCUACGUGAUUUUUCUUAUCCACCAUUAUCAAAAUCGAUGAGCUUAUUUGAACCAGUAGGAACUCCAGAAUUCUCAUCUACAUUUGCCAGUCAAGAUGUUGAUGAAGAUGAAGAUGAAGAUGAAGAUGAAGAUGAAGAUGAGGCCACUCUAGAUAGCACGUAUUUAGAUGAUGACGAUGAUGAUAAUGAUGAAUCUGAGCCUAAAAGGAGGAAGAAAGACAGUUUCCCAAUCGAAACUACUAUGUCAUCAAGGUCGACUCGCGAACCUCGAGUAGUUGUCCAGAUAGAAAGUGAUAUUGAUAUUCUGGACGAUGGAUAUCGAUGGAGGAAGUAUGGUCAAAAGGUUGUUAAAGGAAAUCCAAACCCGAGGAGCUACUACAAAUGCACUACUCCUGGAUGCCCGGUGAGAAAACACGUGGAACGAGCUGCUGAUAAUUUAAAAUCUGUAAUCACAACAUAUGAGGCGAAGCACAACCAUGAAGUGCCUUCAUCCAAAACCGGAAGCCUUGUAAUACCUAACGUUGCAAAUUUACCGUCUACUGUCACCAACAGUACCCAAUCUGCCUCAUUGUCACUGCCUCAGAAUCCAGGCAUGUCAAAAGCUGGAAAGCUGGUUCAAGAUCUCCCCUUAUACUUAGAAAGGAAGCCCAUCUUAAGUACUGAAUGCACGAACUCCAGUCUUCUUGGAAAUUUUGUCAGUGAUAUGAACUUCGGAACUUCUUCGAUUUACCAAUUCGAGUCUGCUCCAUUGCGUUCCGUACCUUAUGGAUCUCUUCUGAUGAGCUCCAAUGACAUGGAUACAUACAAUUCUUCGAAUAUUUAUCCUUUUGUGCCUGAUUAUGUUCCAAUGCCAUUGCCAAUGAAUCAUCUUUCUGGAUCAGGAAAUGUCCAUCUGGGCAAUUUUCAUUUUGGCAAUCAUAUGUUGCCAAAUGGUGCGAAUAUUCAGUCUUCGAUUCAAGGGCAGCCAAUCAGAGAGUGCCACACUAAGAUUCUGAAGCCAAAAGAGGAGCAGAAGGAUAAUAAUAAUGAUGAUUUAUACGAAGCUUGCCUGUCCGUUCCCGAUCAUGCAAAUGCAACAUCAUCAAGAAGUUUUUCUAGGGCCAUAGAAAAUUUCCUAUCUUGACCAACAAUUUUCUCUUGGCUAUUCCAAACCAUGUUUAGGGUAGUGGGAACUCUCCAAUGAUCGUCACAGGCACCAUUCUCGUGCAAUUUGGUGAUUAAAGUGUCUUUUCCUUUGUAUUCUUUCUGCAUAAGAUGCAUAGAACUCUCUGUAAAUAUUCUUUUCCAAACUUCACAUUUUUGCUAUUCUGCAGUGUGAAGUAAAUUAAUGAAUUUGUAGUUUUAUGCUGUC
Molecule: messenger RNA, 2043 nt
Organism: Olea europaea var. sylvestris
Lineage: Eukaryota; Viridiplantae; Streptophyta; Magnoliopsida; Lamiales; Oleaceae
Product: probable WRKY transcription factor 2
Exons: 4
Coding region: 217-1815 (532 amino acids)
Biological process (GO): regulation of DNA-templated transcription
Molecular function (GO): sequence-specific DNA binding; DNA-binding transcription factor activity
Source: RefSeq, a predicted model, not a curated record